ACUUAACACGCCCAUGUGAACUUCUCCAGGUGCUGCCAUCGACUACAAGUCUUAUAACAAGUUGCCAACCGUAAUAUUUGUGCACGUCUACCUUCCUUGAAUGCAGCGUGUGAGUGUGUGCACAGUGUGACAGAGUUAUGGCAUCCGAGGCAGUUUACACGCACAGAGAUCCGAUGCUGAAGAAGAGAGAUGACUUUGAGGACAUUUUAGAGGAAAGGAGGAACUCCAGCGACCUGAGAUACGCCCUCAGAUGUUACACUCCUGUUCUUUACAAAGGAUUGACUCCCAGCAAAGCCAGCGAGCUGAAGAGCAUGGUGCUGCAGUCUGAUCAGCUGCAUUAUGUCAUCAAUCAGGUUUCUAUAGAGACGGGCAUGGCUGCAGAUGAAGUCCAGGCGGAGGCAGCAGCCAUCUUGGAGGAGAUGGCUCACCGCCUGCAGAUCAGCACGGUUCGCUUCUUCGCCUUCACUCUCAGCAAAGUCUUUAAAACCUUGUUCAGGAGCAUCUGUGUCAAUGAAGAGGGCAUCCAGAGACUCCAGCAGGCCAUUCAUGAGCACCCGGUCGUUCUCUUGCCGAGUCACCGCAGCUACAUGGACUUCCUGCUGAUGUCAUACAUCCUGUACACCUACGAUCUGGCUCUACCUGUCAUUGCUGCUGGCAUGGACUUCAUGUCAAUGAAGUUUGUUGGGGAGAUGCUGCGAAUGUCUGGAGCUUUCUUUAUCAGGAGGUCAUUUGGUGGAGACAAACUGUACUGGGCUGUGUUCUCUGAGUACGUCAAGACCAUUCUCAAGAAUGGAUUCGCACCGGUCGAAUUUUUCCUAGAGGGAACCAGAAGCCGAACAUGCAAGUCUUUGACUCCAAAGUUAGGUCUGCUGAACAUAGUGAUGGAUCCAUACCUUAAAGGCGAAGUGUUUGAUGUUAGCGUCGUCCCCGUCAGUAUCAGCUAUGAGAGGAUCCUGGAGGAGGCGCUCUAUGCCAGAGAAAUGCUGGGCGUACCAAAGCCCAAAGAGUCCACUUCGGGUCUGUUUAAAGCCAGAAAGGUCCUCAGUGAAGACUACGGCAGUAUCCAUGUGUACUUUGGUCAACCUGUGUCUGUCAGAAGUCUAGCUCAGAACAGAGUGAACCGCAGCCAGUUCAACCUGACACCGAGACACAUCCCCAGGAAGCCCGGUGAGGACAUCCACAGCUUCGUGAACGACUCGGCCUACAGGCUGGUGCGGGCCCAGGAGGAGAACAUGGUCCUGAAACCCUGGGUUCUUCUGGCCACUCUGUUGCUCCAGAACCACCACCAGAGCCAGGCGGCGGGGCAGAAGCAGGGGAUGGCAGUGGACGAGCUGACUGAACAAGCAGUGUGGCUCAGGGACGUCUCCCGGCAGUAUGGAGCCUUCCUCCACUGGCCUGACCACACAUCUCCUUCUGAGGUUGUUUCCUCCAGUCUGUCUCUUCAUCGAGGUCUAGUGAGGAUCUCUGAGGGAAGAGUCCGACUGGCACUGGAACAAGCAGGAGGACCGGCUGGGGGAAGGGAUCCUCGCAGUGCUGCUAGCCCAGAGGAGGAGCUCUUGAACCAGGCUGUCAUCAUACUUUCCUGCGCCUCUUACAGAAAUCAGGCUCUGCACGUCUUCAUCCGACCGGCGCUGCUCGCCUCAGCCAUACACUCUGCCUCCUCCAACAACAAACAGGAGGUCUACAACAGCUUCAGCUUUCUGAGAAACAUGUUUUCCAAUGAGUUCAUCCUCUGCCCUGGAGCUACUGUGCAGGACUUCGAGGAGGCCUGUUACCUGCUGGUGAAGACCGGAGCUCUGCAGAUCAACCAGCAGGAGUUUGUUGUAACAGAGAGAGGACACAGAACUCUGGCCUUCCUCACCAGCGUGCUAGAUCCCUUUUUACAAGGAUACCAGGUGGUGUGUCGGUUCCUGUGUGAAGAGGCGACAGAGGGUCUGACAGAAAAGCAGUUCGUUCCUGCUGUCCGGAAGUUCAUCAUCAAACACCUUCUAACAGGUAGACUGAGGUACGCUGAGGUGUUGUCGUCAGACCUCCAGAAGAACACUCUGGCAGCUUUGCUGAGACUUGGAGCUGUGCGGAAACUCAAAGGAGGAGAGGAGCAGGGGACUUUAAAGGUCAACAAGGUGAUGGUGAACUCAUUGGAAGACACUCUAGGAGGAAAACUGCCCACUCAGAAAGCUGUCGUCGCUCGCCUCUAAUUCACCGACCUCAUUAGCCGAAGGGGGCCGAGCGUGGUCAGCGCCGUGUGCCGACGUCGCUCCUCUCUUCGCGGUACUGCCCGGCUCGCCACAAAGACGGGCCAACCGAGCGGCUUUUCUAUGAGAGAUGGAACAAAAGAGUUGCCAUCUGGAGACAACUCAACCCCUUUUAUUGAGGUUUUCUUUAAUUUGGCUGUCUCUUCUCCUCACCACUCUUUUCAAAAGGCGUUUUUGUCUUUCUCAGACUCUUCUCUUAAAAACCUUUUUAUAAACCUACAUUAAAGCAGAUAAUGAGUGAAGCCUUUGAAGGUAUAUUGCUAAGCUCCUUUGGCUCAUUCUGAAUUACUGACCUUUUGCUAUGAGCUGCCUUGUGAAAGCCUCUGAAUGUGCCAACUCCGCUCAGAGCAGGGGCCAUUUUCCAUUAAUGCAUUUGAUAUGUAUCCUCUAACACUCAGCGUGGCUUUUGUUUGUGUCCUUCUCAGUCUUCCCUUUUAUCUGAGCUUCAUUUUUUGUCUCCGUUUGUCGUUAGUCUGUCUUGUCUUUUUUUGAGCACUUUAAUGAAUUUAUUUAUGCAAAGAGGUGUGGACCUGUAUCUUAACUCUCUGCUGUUUUUCUCAUUUUGCUUUCACAAAUUUGGGUGGUUUCAUAUUUUAACUUUCGGUGAAAAUUGAUUGUGCACUGUAUAAGGUAAAGAGUUUCUAUGUUUGACUUGAACUUGCCACAGACCCAAGAAUAGCUUAAACCAGGUGCCACUGUUGGAUUUAAACCACCCUCAGGCGUUUUGCCAACACUCUGAGGUACACGGACAGGCAGUGCAUUUGUUUACACAGUGGAGAUAUUGCUACGAGUCUGUUGUCAGUGUCAUUAAGUUGCCAAACUCCAUACAAAAUUGGAAUUACACUGAAGCACUACCAGCGAUGCCAAAGGAACACAUUUUUGGGAUAAUUUAUCAUGUUCUCAAGUUUAGAAUAGUUACUGAAGUUGCUAUAGACUGUAAGUUACUGCGUUUUUAAAGUCCAAAAAUACUGCAAAGAUUUAAUAUUCUGCCUUUAUUUAUAUGGAUGAAAAUGGUUCACACUUGAUAGAAUUUUGUUACAAAGAAAGGGCAAAAUAAGGGAAAAUGGCAAAAUGAAAAUUCAGACAUAUAAUGAAUGCUGAUAAACUGUCACUGAAGCAGAGGAGUGUGUUUGUCAAAGGAACCAUGCCAACAGAUAAUUUUAAGACUCAGGAUUAUACACUUUGCUAAUAUAGUGAUGAAAAGUGUUUUGUUUUUUUGGUUUUUUUUGCUAAUCAAAGUUUCCAAAUUCAAACUAGUUUAGCUAAAAAACCCUUAUAAUAAAGUUAUUUAUUUGAUAAAGCCUCUCUGCACUCCUGUUACCCUGAAAUCCCAACCCAGUGUCAGCAGUAGAUUGAGGCUGUACUGAAACAUUCACGCUGCUUUGCAGGCAAAGAAUAAAAAAAAAUAAAAAAUUACUGGUUGAGUUAAACCUUGAGGCAAAACGAGGCCAAACAAGCACAGGUUCUCUGGCUAAGUCACCUCAGACCAAGCGUUUGGUGAGCUUUGAUGAGAUACCGUCAUUUUUGCUACAGACAGGCACUCAAUUUUGGUUCUAGGAUUCAUUUUUAUUCGAACAUAACAAACAGAAUUAUUAAUGCCCAUUUCUUAAACUUGCUAACUUUAAACCUUGUGCAGGAAAGUUAGUUUUCAACUCAGAAGGAGUGUGUUGCAGUAAUUUCAUACACUGAUUGUCCUUCAACUGUAAUAUUAAACUGAUUUGCUGGGACAGCAUCUGUGGGGGUUUUUUUGAUUGUUUUUUUUGACUGAUCCCAAAUGUUCAUGUCAAAUAUCACUGAAUCAAAUUAAGUAAAGUAGCUACUUUAUGUUUGAUGCUCCUUCUUAUUAUUGUCUUAACAUGGACUGUAUAUAAAAGAUGGAAGUAGCCACUGUAACCACACUCCCUGGUGAAUCUAACCCAUUUUGAAGCCUUGAGCUUAUUUGGCCAUCAGCACCUUGGUGUUAUGAAACCAGGUGCAACUCAAUCCCACUUAUAGAACUCGAGGACUCAACACAUGCUGAUACAGUAGCGAUCGGUCAAUCACAAGGGCAGCCCCGCCCUUAGAUAAUCCCCUGCUUCAUCGUCAACUUUACUCUAAAUGUUACUAUAAUUUACAAAAUGAAGGUCAUGUUAUAUUGAAAAAGUCUUGAAAAUGGCAAUUUUGACCAUAAACACAGAAGGAAAAGGUUUACUGAAGUAACAUAUCAAGUGAGAAGUAGGUUGGUUUUCUGAUCCAAUUUUCUAUACAGUCAGACUUCUGUUUGUAACCUGAACAGUUGCCCCCUGCUGGCUGUUAGAAAAAAAAUGCAGGUUUAAUGUCCUUGAAAUUGGUACAACUAAGGAGUGAAAGAUGCUCUGCAGGUGACAGUGCUAACCACGACACCACUGUAAUUUACCUUCCAUUUUAAAACUAGCCUAACUAGUCCUCUGAUUUCCGUUAUUCUCAUUUACCAGAUGCUGAACUUGUAAACGUUCUGCUAUUGAGGUUAACUCAACCACUAGCAAAGCAGCUCUGCAACAAAGAAAUGUUUGUAGAACAACAAUCUGCAAGUCAACACUUCAUCCAAAGUCUACAGUGUGCUAUAUUUGUGUUGUUUUUUAAAAAAAAAAUGUGUGUUUCCCACAAUCAUUAAUGACUUUUAUACAAAUGUUCCAACAAUUGGUUCAUGUGUGUGUGUGUGUUUAUUUACCUAUGCUUUCGUGUGAUUCCUUGUGGUACUGAAUGUACUAGCUGGUGAAUUACAAAAGCAUGUCAAUAAAGCGUUUUGAAAUAUAA
This is a messenger RNA of Stegastes partitus (bicolor damselfish), 5030 nucleotides long. It is a transcript of the gene gnpat, whose product is annotated as glyceronephosphate O-acyltransferase. The transcript has 17 exons. The record is from RefSeq and is a predicted model, not a curated record. Gene Ontology annotation, biological process: phospholipid biosynthetic process; ether lipid biosynthetic process; triglyceride biosynthetic process. Bases 138 to 2198 code for a protein of 686 amino acids. Gene Ontology annotation, cellular component: mitochondrial membrane; peroxisomal membrane. Lineage: Eukaryota; Metazoa; Chordata; Actinopteri; Pomacentridae. Gene Ontology annotation, molecular function: glycerone-phosphate O-acyltransferase activity; glycerol-3-phosphate O-acyltransferase activity.